AUGGCAAUUGGUGUCGUAUUUAUGAUGAUCGGUGUGGUUGCCUCCAUGUCCGGCGCUUUUCUGGCCAUACUAUCGGCAAUACUAUCAAUAUUUAGGCGACAAAUUAUAGUGGCCUUCAAUGAACCGCAGCAGCAGCCGCCGCAUAGCGACUAUUUGACCGACAGUAAUGGCCAGUCAAUUGAAUCGACCAGUGCUGGCGGUAGUGGUGGCGGUAGUGGUGGUGGUAAUGGUGUUCCCGAAAUUGUUAUCGUAGGUACCAAUUAUUGUGAACAUUUUGAUGGCGAUGAUGAUGGCGAUGAUGAUGAUGAUCAUCAUAUAAUGUCCAUCAAUAGUGGCUGCAAUCCAGUCUAUUGGUCUAACUUUCCCGAAGCCCAGAAUCCUAAAUCCUAUCUGAGCUCGUUUGGCGAUUUACCGAAAAUGAUACCAUCGCCUGAGCCGCCGUCAAUUGGUGGCCACAAUUCAAAACAGGACGCCGGCGACGCCGAUGACAACUACAAAACCGGUGGCCGACGGAGUAGUCAUCGCCGUAAACAAAAACAUAAACGAAAAGAUAGUAAACUAUUGAAAAAAUUUAAGACUAAACGUUUCGGCGGCGGCGGCGGCGGCAGUGGUGGUGGUGGUCAUCAUCGGCGACGGAUGACAAUAUCGCGUACCGAACUGACCGGCGAUUACAGCGAUGACGACGACGACAACAACAAUAUCAAUACAAUGUCAUCGCUGUCUUCGGAGUCGUCGUCAUCAUCAACGACAUCGACACCGACACCGGUAGCUAAGUCGACAUCAAAUAGACUAAGAGCUCAGCCAACAAUGGGAACCGUUAGCUCAAUGGCAGUGUCGACAAACAUAGUAACCAUCGAGAACUGUCAUCUCAGUAAUAAUGAUGACGAUCUUGAUGUCGAUGUCAACGAUGAUAUGGUUGACAAUAAUAACUUGAAAACUACUACAACUACUACUACUACUAACAACACUACCACCAAAACUACUACCGGUGCCGCUGAUGGUCAAAGAGAUAACAGUUCAACUGAUAACAACAUUAUCGUUAUUAUAGAUGAUGUUAACACUACUACCACUACCAGUGAUGAUGAUUAUGAUAAUCAUAGACAGUCUACCAAAAAACAGACAACCCGUGAACCUCCUCAACCCCAACAGCAACAAAGUUUUUCAGCUACCGGUGCCGCCGCUAUAUUAAUGGCCAGUAAUGAUAAUAAUAAUAAUAAUACUAUGGAUCAACUAACUAGUGAUAAUACAAAUAAUAAUAAUAAUAAUAAUGAUUUUAGUAAUCUAUGGGUUAAUAUUAGAAAUGGUAAAUAA
Messenger RNA from Oppia nitens, 1311 nucleotides. Its product is annotated as type-2 histone deacetylase 2-like. The transcript is spliced from 2 exons. The coding region runs from base 1 to 1311 and encodes 436 amino acids. Lineage: Eukaryota; Metazoa; Arthropoda; Arachnida; Sarcoptiformes; Oppiidae. The record is from RefSeq and is a predicted model, not a curated record.